AUGGGCCGUGAAGAGCAGGUUGAGGAGCGAGAGGUUCUCGACUCCAUCUUUCCAGAAGAAAUUACAGAUGUCUCGGAAACGGAGUUCAGAAUAUCCAUCGCGCUUGAUAUCCCCGAUCACCCCGAAGAUGAGGAGCCUCCCAAAUUCCUCCUCUCCGUUCGCUACCCGGAAGCCUACCCAGACGUAGCGCCCGACCUCGAGAUCAUGGCCGCGCCCGACGGCGGCGCCACCGAGUUCUUUGACACGGGCGACGACCGCGACCACCUGCUCGCCAGCGUCCAGGAGACGAUCCAGGAAAACAUGGGCAUGGCCAUGGUCUUCACCAUUGUGUCUGCCCUCAAAGACGCCGCAGAGCAGCUGGUGCAGGAGCGCAAGGAUGCCGUGGCCCAGGCCCAGGAGGAGCGGCGCGCGGCCGCCGAGCGCGAGGAGAAUAAAAAGUUUCAGGGCACGCCCGUGAACCGGGAGACGUUCCUCGAAUGGCGCACAGGCUUCCUCAAGGAGAUGGAGGAGAAGCGCGCGCGCGAGGAAGAGGAGAGGCUGGCGGAGCUGAAAAAGGCAAAGGUCAAGGAACCGGUCAAGCUCACGGGCCGUCAGCUGUGGGAGCGUGGCAUGGUAGGCAAGCUUGACGAGGGCGACGAGGACGACGAUGCGCCUGUGGAGGACAUGGAGAAGCUCGCUGUCGAGGCGACAUAG
This is a messenger RNA of Beauveria bassiana ARSEF 2860, 693 nucleotides long. Its product is annotated as RWD domain protein (Gir2). Gene Ontology annotation, biological process: cytoplasmic translation. The transcript is spliced from 2 exons. NCBI's taxonomy places the organism in Eukaryota, Fungi, Ascomycota, Sordariomycetes, Hypocreales, Cordycipitaceae. Bases 1 to 693 code for a protein of 230 amino acids. The record is from RefSeq and is a predicted model, not a curated record. Gene Ontology annotation, molecular function: protein binding.